AUGGUCAGUUUCAUUCCAUUUCAUAAUGUGUGCAUGCUCUCCGACACUACGGCUAUCGCCGAGGCCUGGUCCCGCCUGGACUACAAGUUUGACUUGAUGUACGCCAAGCGCGCCUUUGUUCACUGGUACGUCGGAGAAGGAAUGGAAGAGGGAGAGUUCACUGAGGCUCGUGAAGACUUGGCAGCUCUCGAGAAGGACUACGAAGAGGUCGGAGCUGAUUCCAACGAGGGAUUGGAAGAAGACGGAGAAGAGUAUUGAAAUGUUCACUGUUAAAUACUUAUGUAUCAUAAAGUGUUUAAAUUA
Molecule: messenger RNA, 303 nt
Organism: Caenorhabditis elegans
Lineage: Eukaryota; Metazoa; Nematoda; Chromadorea; Rhabditida; Rhabditidae
Gene: Y19D2B.1
Product: Tubulin_C domain-containing protein
Exons: 2
Coding region: 1-258 (85 amino acids)
Biological process (GO): microtubule-based process; cytoskeleton organization
Cellular component (GO): microtubule
Molecular function (GO): structural constituent of cytoskeleton; GTP binding
Source: RefSeq, marked reviewed